Oreochromis niloticus (Nile tilapia) is the source of this 1761-nucleotide messenger RNA. Its product is annotated as C-type mannose receptor 2-like. The transcript has 3 exons. The coding region runs from base 371 to 1306 and encodes 311 amino acids. The record is from RefSeq and is a predicted model, not a curated record. Lineage: Eukaryota; Metazoa; Chordata; Actinopteri; Cichliformes; Cichlidae.
UGAAUUGUAUUUGAAAGUGUGUAGAGUUCCUAUUGGUCAGCUGGAUGUUGAGGUGUGUGUGUGUGGGCACUGAUCACAUAGCUGGUUGCUAUAAAAGCAGGGUGAUUGCUGUUCAGCAGCCACGGAUCACAUCACAAACUGACUGAUAGCAAAUACAAUCUCUGAAAACUGAUCUGUGUGGCUUGUUGUCCAAACAGUAACAGAUAUGGGAAAAAGCAACUUUGAACUGGCACUAUACGUCGUACUCAUUGCUGCCUGUGCCUUAAAAGGAAGCAUUAAACGCUCCAGAUUUCUUAUUUAUGAGGAAAAGAACUGGACACAAGCAAGACUAUACUGCCAGACACAUUAUGUUGACUUGGUUACUUGAGACAUGAUAAAUGUUAAUUCUAUGAUACCAUUUUUGGUCCAAAUAAAUAUCCCAUACAUUUGGAUUGGUCUACUCAGAGAUCCUGAAGAUGACUCAGUCUGGAAGUCUAUAAAUCUAAGAACCGGUAAAGGUGUCUCAGGUGAUGACCUCUCACGUACCAGCAAAUGGGCCUCUGCACAGCAGGACUACUGUGCAGUUGUAGGAAAUGACCUCAUGUGGUACAGUGCACAAUGUUCAAGUAUCAAUAAUGUCUACUGUUCCCAAGGUGAUGUAAUCCGGUACCACAGUGUUAUGCUCAGUUGGUAUGACGCUGUAAAGUACUGUAUGGAAAACUAUGGUUACCUAGCCACUGUCACCCAGGUAAACUCAGGUGAUAUUGACAAAGGGGGCUGGAUUGGACUGUAUCGAGUGGGGGGCAAGACCUGGAACUGGACGGGUAGUUUAGGAUCUAGCUACAGAAACUGGGCACCAGGACAGCCAGUCACUGCAGACUGUGGCUCUUUGGAUGCUUCUGCCGGAGGCUGGGUAGGCUCUGCAUGCUCUAAAGAGUUUUCCUCUAUAUGCUUUUAUGACAACCUGGUGGUGGUGAAUGAGAACAAGACAUGGGAGGAUGCCUUGAUUCACUGCAGAAGGAUGAAAGCAUCAUGUUCUGGCUGUAAGUACGACCUCCUGAGCCUGACCAAUGUCUCUCAGUACAACUAUGUCAGAGACAGGAUCUACAGAGCAACUACUGAUGAGGCUUGGAUUGGCUUGCGCUUCAUGGGAGGAAAAUGGUUUUGGUUAAAUGGAGACAAACCAGGUCCUGAGGAUAUGCUGCCAGACUGUCCGCCCAACUGGGAACACUGUGGGACUUUGUCCAAAUUUGACACAAACAGCACGUGGAUGAUCAGGGACUGCACAGAAAGAAGAAACUUUGUCUGCAUACAAGUAACCCCAUAGUCAAUGAAACUGGCAAAUGCUACAAUAAUGCUUGUUCUAUCUGAAAGUUAGAGUUAUGCACUAAUCAGAUCUAUGCUAAGUGUGAUGCUAAUAUUAUUUAUUAAUCCUUUCAUUGUAACACACAUUAUGCAAUAUACAUAUGUUAUGAUCUCUGAAAACAACGGUGUACUCUGAGGUUUGUACUCUUGUUGUAAAAUUAUUUUAAGUCUUUGUAUCCAGCUUGUGUGAUCUUUACAGAUACCAUCACAAACACAUUAAUACUGUGCAGUUCUAGGAGUUUCCCUUGCUUCAUUCAGUUGCAUCAUUAACAUGAAAUCAUUACAUGGCUUUAAGCUAGAGUGGCAAAGGCUCCUUUAAUGACAGAUGUAUUAAUCAAGCACCUUAAAUGACUUUAGAUGACUUCUUGAAAAUGAAAUCUUUUGCCUCUAUUAAUAAACUUCUUGCAAAGGCAAAAA